CUUGACAUUUCAAUAGUAUUCUAGGUCAUCCUUCAUCACGAUCACCUUAUCAAGACAUAACAUAAUGGGCAGAAUAAGACACAAACGUAAUCAUCACGCGAGAAGAGACAUCUCUCGUGCUGCAAGAACAAGAGCUCGUAAGCUAGAUGCUGAUCAAGUAGAACAAAAUCUAAAAGAUGCAAAGAAGAAUAACGAACUUCUCAACCCCGAUCAUUUGGAUAUCGAAAAGCCAGGUUUGGGAUUAUUUUAUUGCGUUGAAUGUGAUCGUCAUUUCCCAUCACAUGGCGACAGAGAAGUUCAUCAAAAGAGCAAAUUACACAAACGAAUUGCUAAAAAGAUGCACGAAGAGAAAGCAUAUACGAUCGAAGAGAGUAUGAGAGCGGCAGGUAUUGGAAUUGAUAAUACACAACGAGUACCGAAAGACCAACAACAACAAACCCAGUCAAACGACAACCAAGGUGGCAAUGAGAACAUCAAUUCAUCAUCUACUGCACAGGCUAUGAAGACAGAUGCAUAGCUGUACUCCUCUUAUGUCUCAUUCAAUUCGCGAUCACAUUCAUUUGUAUUUGUAUCUCACUUGGCAAUGAUUUAUUUAUUCACUUUC
Messenger RNA from Meira miltonrushii, 604 nucleotides. RefSeq lists its product as uncharacterized. NCBI's taxonomy places the organism in Eukaryota, Fungi, Basidiomycota, Exobasidiomycetes, Exobasidiales, Brachybasidiaceae. The coding region runs from base 65 to 517 and encodes 150 amino acids. The transcript is spliced from 2 exons. The record is from RefSeq and is a predicted model, not a curated record.